AUGAUAACAAUAUUAUGUUACAGAACGCAAACAGUUAAGGAAAUUAAUUAUUCAAAAUUAAACAAGGAUAAAAGUGGUUCUAAUGUGUUACAUGAAAUGGAAAUAGAGCAAAUGCCAUUAACCUUGAAAAAUAAUGACAGCCAAAAUGCACUCGACGAUGAUAACAAUUGGUAUGAAACUAGUUAUACUACUGAGGAAUCUAUAAUAAGUUAUGCUUUAGAUGGAAGAAGAAUUGUAGAUUUAAAAUAUUUUUUUCGAAAAACUUCAAAGCAUAAACGAUCACAACAAAGCCUUUGGAUGUAA
Molecule: messenger RNA, 303 nt
Organism: Parnassius apollo (apollo)
Lineage: Eukaryota; Metazoa; Arthropoda; Insecta; Lepidoptera; Papilionidae
Source: the annotation of a GenBank genome assembly